This is a messenger RNA of Vanessa atalanta (red admiral), 1143 nucleotides long. RefSeq names its product actin-85C-like. The record is from RefSeq and is a predicted model, not a curated record. Bases 16 to 1143 code for a protein of 375 amino acids. The transcript is spliced from 4 exons. Lineage: Eukaryota; Metazoa; Arthropoda; Insecta; Lepidoptera; Nymphalidae.
UCAAAAUAAUAUAAAAUGCCGUCACACGAAACUCUAUCAGUGGUUCUCGAUUCAGGGUCUUCGUCUACUAAAGCUGGAUUUGCUGGAGAAUCCUUUCCUCGAUGUGUAAUACCAACAACGGUUGGAAGGUUUCGACAACACGGUCUCAUUGAUGGGACCCCUGAUGUAUAUUUUGGGACUGACGCGAUAAAGAAGAGAGGGAUAUCAAAAUUGGCAUGGCCUGUCAAAGAUGGUGUGAUAGACAAUUGGGAUGAAAUGGAAAAACUAUGGCAUCACAUAUUUUACAGAGAACUUCAUGUUCCUCCAGAAGAAUCUCAGAUAAUGAUUGCUAUUCACCCACUCACUACUAGAAAAGACAAAAAAAGAAUGGCAGAAAUACUUUUCGAGUCUUUUACGAUUCACGAUUUGUACUUGGCAGUAUCUACUUCAUUAGUAUUACAUGCCAGCGGUAGAACUUCGGGAGUUGUCUGGGAAAAUGGUCACUCAUGCUCAUAUGCUUCGCCAGUUUUUGAAGGAUUCCCUUUAAAACAUGCAACUGUCUGUUCCAAAAUAAAUGGAAACAUUUUGACAGAUCGCCUUCAGAACCUCCUCGGUCAGAUCGGAUAUUCUUUUACAACUCCAAUUGAGAGAGACAUUUUGGAAAAAAUUAAGAGCGGAUUAUGUUAUGUAGCAACAGAUUAUAAUAAAGCUUCAACUACGUCCAAAAUUUCUAAAGAAAGUGUCCCUUUCAAUCUUCCGGAUGGACAGCAUGUAUUGAUUGGUUCAGAAGCCUUUGAUUGCCCUGAGUUACUUUUUCAGCCAAAUUUACAAGGACUCGAUUGUCCUAAUGUAACGGAUGUUAUUUGCUCAAGUAUUUACAAGUGUGAUUUGGAGUAUAAAUCUCUUUUCUUCGAUAAUAUAGUAUUAUCAGGUGGUUCCAGUAUGAUCAAAGGGCUACCAGAACGUUUGACCGUCGAAUUGACUAGAAGAGUAAUUGAUUUGCCAGGAAUAAAGGCGAAUGUCGUUGCAAUGCCUUCCAGGAACUUAGGAGCUUGGAUUGGCGGAUCUAUUUUAGCAUCACUCGAAUCUGCAAAAGGCUUUUGGAUGACAAAAGAUGAAUAUGAGGAUGGUGGAGCAGAAAGAGUUCUUUAUAAAUUUUAUUAA